AUGGGAUCACUCAUCCCUUGGGCCCCUGAGAAGGGGCCACCCACCGCCGGGGGCCCCCACCGCCGGGGGCCACCCACCGCCGGGGCCACCCACCGCCGGGGGCCACCCACCGCCGGGGGCCACCCACCGCCGGGGGCCACCCACCGCCGGGGCCACCCACCGCCGGGGGCCACCCCCCGCCGGGGGCCACCCCCCACCGCCGGGGGCCACCCACCGCCGGGGGCCACCCACGCCGGGGGCCACCCACCGCCGUGGGCCCCCCACCGCCGGGGGCCACCCACCGCCGGGGGCCACCCACCGCCGGGGGCCACCCACCGCCGGGGGCCACCCACCGCCGGGGGCCACCCACCGCCGGGGGCCACCCACCGCCGGGGGCCACCCACCGCCGGGGCCACCCCACCGCCGGGGCCCACCCCACCGCCGGGGCCACCCACCGCCGGGGGCCACCCACCGCCGGGGGCCACCCCCCGCCGGGGGCCACCCACCGCCGGGGGCCACCCACCGCCGGGGGCCACCCACCGCCGGGGGCCACCCACCGCCGGGGGCCACCCACCGCCGGGGGCCACCCACCGCCGGGGGCCACCCACCGCCGGGGGCCACCCACCGCCGGGGGCCACCCACCGCCAGGGGCCACCCACCGCCAGGGGCCACCCACCACCAGGGGCCACCCACCACCAGGGGCCACAGCUCCUAGGGACACCUGACACCACCUGUCAGUGGACCACUUGA
Molecule: messenger RNA, 729 nt
Organism: Procambarus clarkii (red swamp crayfish)
Lineage: Eukaryota; Metazoa; Arthropoda; Malacostraca; Decapoda; Cambaridae
Product: collagen alpha-1(III) chain-like
Source: RefSeq, a predicted model, not a curated record